Chlamydomonas reinhardtii is the source of this 6815-nucleotide messenger RNA. RefSeq lists its product as uncharacterized. The record is from RefSeq and is a predicted model, not a curated record. Bases 234 to 6347 code for a protein of 2037 amino acids. The transcript is spliced from 15 exons. NCBI's taxonomy places the organism in Eukaryota, Viridiplantae, Chlorophyta, Chlorophyceae, Chlamydomonadales, Chlamydomonadaceae. Gene Ontology annotation, molecular function: RNA polymerase II CTD heptapeptide repeat phosphatase activity.
AACAUUUGCCCCAGCUUGGUGCCUCGCUGCGUGAACGCAGCUGCUGAAACGGGGUCUAAACCUUGUCCGCUUCAUAACACGCCACGACGGCCACUCUAGAGCGCCCGGCUUGCCCACCGUUGCCGCCCGCCGCUACCUAAGCGGCGUUGGCGGCGCGGUGGGAGGGUCGAGACGCGUUUGCCCGCGUUGUGCCUCGCGGGCCAUCGCCGACUGUGCUGCCCUCGCGCGCAACCAUGACGCAGCGGGUGUCUGCCUUGUUCUUUGACAAGGAUGCGCGUUAUCCGUGCGUGCUCGAUCCCUGCAAGCCUCUGGAAGAACCGGCUCUCAUAGCGGCUGUGACGGGCUCUGAGCUCAAAGUCUACUGCUACUGGGAGAGCAAAAAGGUAUCAACGUUGCUUGCCCUACACAUCAGCAGUGGAGGGCAAUCUCCGGACCUGCGGUUGCUGCCUUUUGAGCGGGCUCAAGACCCGAGCUCUUACAAUGACUUCGAGGCGGAGCACGCGGGCUGCUUGGAGGGUCGAAAGGCCAUCGUGGUCAAGCUCAGCGAGACCCGCGAGCUCUUGCUCGCCCCAGUCUUCUCUGUUAAAGGGAUCCUCAUGACCUACCUGAGUGUGCCCAACGCCCAAGCUCUGCCGUUCGCCACGUCUCAUGCAUACAUCUAUGACGGGACCAAGAUCCCCGUGUUCUGGGGUUACAUGCUGUACUUUGGUGUGGCGUCCGCGGUGUCGUCGAUGCUUGACAACAGCCGCAUGGCGGUGGUCCUGGAUCUGGAUGAGACGCUACUGGUGGCCAACUCGGGGUCCACGCUGGAGUCCAAGAUUGAGGUGGCCAAGAAGAACAGGCGGCUCAAGGCUGCGGAGCUGCGUGAGCUGCUGGCGGGCGGCGUCACUGCGGACAGCGAGGAGGCCGCGCGGCUUCGCGGCGCCGAGGCGGCGGCCGCCCGCGAGGAGGAGCUGCUGACCGGCGACCUGGAGCUGCUACGGCAGUUCGCGGCCAGCGGCAGCGUCACCUACAACGGCACUGUCUACAAGGCCAAGGGCGAGACGGUGACUCUGGAGGACGGCACUGUCGUCAAGCGGCCGGUCAUCCGACUGGAGACGCCGCACCCGGUGCUGCUGACGCGCAUCCGCCCGGAGGCGCGCGAGACGUCCAUGAUCCUGCGGCCGCGCCCCUACUGGGAGGAGCUGCGCGGCGUGCUGGCAGGCGACUCCGAGCUGGGGCCAGACGGGCGGCCCAAGCUGCGGUUUGACGUGUACGUGUGCACUGCGGCUGAGCGGCAGUACGCGCUGGAGGUGUGGCGGCUGCUGGACACCCGCGGCACCAUCAUCCCGCCCGAGCAGCGCCGCGGCCGCAUCAUCAACGUGUCGGGCGGCCGCAAGAAGCAGCUGCUCAAGUCGCUUGGCGUGGCUGAGCUGGCGGGCAGCCCGCGGUUGGAGUUCCCGGAGCUUAUGGACGACCUGCCGCCGGUGCCGCUGGCGGUGGUGCUGGACGACCGCCUGGACGUGUGGGAGGCCGCCUCGCAGAGCUGCGUGCUGCAGGUGGUGCCCUGGUACUGGUACCGCGACGAGGCGGCGCGGCUGGUGUCCGGCCCCAACACGCCCGCGGACCGCCUCGCGCUGGCGUCCGAGAACGAGAUCAAGCGCAUGCGCGACGCCAUCAUGACGCUGCGCGCCGAGCUGUUCUACGACAUCAACGAGCGGCUUAGGCACAUCGCGGAGCGCCUGGUCAGCUUGGGCGCGCCGGAGGCGGAGCAGCAGCGGGACUGCGGCGCGCUGCUGCCCGGGCUUAAGACCGUGGCUGGCGUGCUCACGGCCGCCACGCAGCGCGUGUACCAGAUGCCCACACUCGCCUCCAUCGCGGCCCAGUACCGCCUGGCCAGCGCCACGCCGCCACCCGAGCAGCCGCCGCUGCAGCAGCAACAGCAGCUGCCGCCAUCACAGCAGCAACAGCCGCAGCAGGAGCUCCCACAGGCCGCUGCGCAGGGCUUGAAUGGCCCCAGCGCCACGGCCCUCGGUGUGCCGCCGGCUGCACCGAUGGCGGCCGCGGGCGGCCCGCUAGGGCACAACCCGGGCGCACCAGCACCCGGCGACCCCGGUCCCGGGGGUGCAAUGGCUGGCCUGCCGCCGGGCAAUGGCGUUGCGCCGGGCCCGGGCGUGCCACCGCUGCAGGCAGCGGCUGGACAGCCGUCCGGCACGGCGUCUGUGCCUCCGCCUGUGUCUCUCAAGCCUAUCGACCCGCGAGCCAAGCGGGCCGCCCAGGCCGCAGCUGCGGCGGCCGGUCACAAUCAUCGGUCCGGCUCCGCGCCGCCGCGGAUACCCGGUGUCCCGGGUGCCCCCGGCGCCCCCGGCGCCCCAGCAGGGCUCCCUAACGGCGCUCCCGCGCUGCAGCAGCAGCUACACCCACCACCCCAGCAACAGCAGCAGCAGCAGCAGCAGCCGGGCAGUGACCUGGGCGCGGCGCCGCUGCAGCAGUUUGGGGCCAUGUACGCGCUGCCUGGCGCGCAGCCGCCGCAGCCGCCACCGGCGGAGCCGCCGCGGCGGCGCAACGUGCCUGGCGGCUUCGACUCCAGCAAGUGGAGCAUAGAGGCGCUGGAUGAGCCGCAGCAGCCGCAGCAGGUGCCGGAAGCGCAGCAGCCGUUGCGGCAGGAUGCGACAGCGGGUGUCGUGGCGGGUCAGGAACAGCAAGGGCUGGGGGGUCGGGACGGGCCUGCAGGGACGACGCCUUUGGCGCCGCAAGGGCCAGGCGGCGCUGCCCUGCCAGCUGCGCCCAGUGGUAAUGGCCCCGCCCCCCAGCCUUCGAGUGCCCCUGCGCCCGCGCCAACUCCCGCGCCUCCCACGGGGCCUCCACCAGCGCAGCCGCCUUCGACGUCUGGCCCUACCCCUGGCAACGGCGGUGGUGGCGGCGGCGUAAAGAGCGAUGGGCUGGUGCAGGCUCUUAUUAGCCAGAUCAGUACCUUCCCACCGGAUGUUCGUGCCCAGAUUGAAAUCGCGCUCAAUGAGGGGCCGGCCGGGGUGCAGAAACUGGUGGCGCUGUUUUCACAGCGCAGCCAGCAGCAGCAACAGCAGCAGCAGCAGCAGCAGGCCCAGCAGGCGCAGCAGGCCCAGCAGGCGCAGCAGGCCCAGCCUCAACCGGCGCCCAAGCCCCAGCCCCCGCCGGGGCCGCCACCGCCGGCGCAGCAGCUGCAACCUCCGCAGCAGGCUGACAAGGCCAGCACGCCGCCACAGCAGCCCGGCAUGCCCGGUCCGCCACCGGGUCCCCCGCCGGCGCGUGCUCCCACGCCACCACCUCAGGGCGGGCCGCCCGGCGAGGAGCAGCAGCCACCGCACAAGCGGGGGCGAUGGGAGCCGCAGGACCAGCAGCAGGGCCCGCCCCUGGGUCCGGGCCACGGUAUGCCAGGGCUGCCGGGGCCACAGCCGCCGGGGCCCGUGCUGCAGGGCCAGACGAUGCAGGUUGUGAUGCUGCCUGAUGGGCGGGUUGUGUUGCAGCCGGGGCCGCCCAUGCAGCCACUGAUGGGACCGGGGCCAGGGCAAGGGCCGGGGCCCGGAGGGCCGCCACCGCCCCGGCCGCCGCCUGGAGGGCCGUUCCAGGGUCAGUCGCAGCCGAUGCUGGGGCCGCCAGGCCCCGAGAGCGUGGGUCCGGGCAUGCAGGGGCAGCCGCCUCACCAACACCAGGGCUACAUGUCCGGGCCAGGGGGGCCGCUGGGGCCGCCGCCGGGCGACAUGCGCCCCAACGGGGGCAUGCCGCAGCAGGGGCAGCCGCCGCCCGGCAUGCCUCCACCUGGCCCACCAGGUAUGAUGGGGCCAAUGGGUGCACCCAUGGGCGGGCCGAUGGCUGGCGGGCCGCCGCCGCCUGGCCACCAGCAUUACCAAGGGAUGGGGCCGCAGCUGCCGCAGGGCCCGCCGCCGCAGGGGCCGCAGCCGCAGGGGCCGCAGCCGCCGCAGGGCCCGCCGCCGCAGGGGCCGCAGCCGCCGCAGGGCCCGCCGCCGCAGGGGCCGCAGCCGCCCCAGGGCCCGCCGCCGCAGGGGCCGCAGCCGCCCCAGGGCCCGCCGCCGCAGGGGCCGCAGCCGCCACAGGGGCCGCCGCCGCAGGGGCCGCAGCCGCCACAGGGGCCGCCGCCUCACGGGCCGCAGCCGCCACAGGGGCCGCCGCCUCAGCAGAUAGGUGGGAUGCCGCCGCAACACAUGUCUGGGCCGCCGGGGCCGCAGGGCAUGAUGAUGAUGGUGCAGGGGCCGGGCGGCGGCCCGAUGCAGCUGUUGCCAAUGCAGCAGCACAUGGCCAUGCACAUGCAGGGCCCGCCGCCCAUGCACAUGCAGCAGCAAAUUCCCCAAGGGGGGAUGAUGGGCAUGCCGCCACCGGCACAGCAGCCGGGCUUCGGCGGCAUGCCGCCACACCAGCAGCAGCAUCAACAGCAACAGCAGCAGCAGCAUCAACAACAGCAGCAGCAGCAACCCACCAUGUACGGCGCCGGGCCCCAGCCGCCACCAUACAUGCAGCCCAUGCAGCAGGGGAUGCAGCUCGGAAUGCAGGGUCCGCCCCCCAUGAUGCAGCUGCAGCAACCGCCAGGCAUGAUGCCUGGCGGACCUGGCAUGCCCCCCAUGCAACAGCAACAGCAGCAGCAGCAGCCACACACCCUGGCCGGCUCUAAACGGCCGGCGUCACCUGUCGACGCGGGUGCCGGCCCCAGCGCAGCGGCGGGCUCCGGCUUCAACGAGCCGCCAGCCAAGGCCGCGCGCCGGGAUGACCGCAGCCGGGGCCAGGCCGCGGAUAGCGCCUCCGGUGUGCCGCCCUGGCGCAUCCAGGCGAAUCCAGUGCCGGCCAAGCCGCCGCCUGGACCGCCUGCGGCGCCAGCUGCAUCCGGUGAGGGUGAUGCUGCGGCUGCGGCAGCUGCUGCUGCGGCUGGCGCGGCGGCGGCGAAGCAACAGCAGCAGCUCUUGCUGGAGAACCCCGUCACUAAGCUGAACGAGCUGGCGCAGCGCAACCGGGUCAAGAUGGAGAUCGCGCCGCCGCCGGGCUCCAAGGACGGCGGCCGCACGCCGCACGGCUGGGCCAUGGCGGUGAUCUAUGAUGGCAAGGAAAUUGGUCGCGGCGCGGACAAGACCAAGAAGGACGCCAAGCGACUCGCGGCCAUCGAGGCGCUGCGCCACCUCGGCAUCUACUCCGCCGCUGCAGCCGCCACCGCAGCCGGCAAGCAGCAGGCAGUUACCGACACAGCCGCUGCGCCGGUCUCCAUCGGGCCCGCGCCGCGGCCGGAGCCUGCCCCCGGCGCCGCAGCCCCCGCCGAUCCGCUGCUGAGUAUGAGUGUGGCAGCGGCCGCUGCGGCCACGGUGGCGGCCGGCCCCAACGGCCCCAACCUGCCGUGUGAGGUGAACCUUCACCGCGUCAACUUGCUGUACGGCGCCGCCAACGUGCUCUACGUAUUCCGGCGCGAGGAGGGCCAACAUCCCAACAAGCUGGUGGAGAUGGAGAUGACGCGGACGGCUGGCGGCGAGGGCACCGCACCCACGCACCGGUGCCUGGGCUACGGCAAGAACAAGUACCACGCUCGCCUGGACGCCGCCGCACGCUUCCUCAACCUCAUGGGCGAGCAGCCCGUGCCGGAGCAGGCCGCCAGCGCUGCCGCGCUGCAGAAGGAACGCGGCAGCGGCGGUGGAGGCGACCGACAGCACCACCGCUCCAACCACGAAGACGGUAGCGACAGCGACGGCGGAGGCGGAGGCCGCCGCCGCGACCGCGACCGCCACGGGCAUGGGCACGGGCACGGGAAGCACGGGCGCGGCAAGCGCGGGCGGCACGGCUCACGCAGCCCGCUGCGCGACGGCGACUCGGACGGCGGCGGCGGCUCGGAUGACGAUGACGACGACUACGACGUGCUGGCUGGCAGCGCCUUCCUCAUGGCCACACACGGCGCGCGGCCCGCCGCCACCAGCGCCAAGCGCAUCGCGGCCAUGGCCGAGGACCAGGGCGCCAGCCGCGCGCACGUGGUGGCGGACUUCAUGGCGCAGAUCGCGGAGGAGCUGGACCCGGAGGGGAAGGCGGGGGCCGGCGGCGCGGGGGCAGGCGGCGCCGGCGGCGCCAAGCGGCCGAUGACGGUGGCGGAGCUGAAGGCGCUCAAGGCGGGCAAGCCCCUGGGUGGCGGUGCUGCUGCUGGUGGUGGUGGUGCUGCUGGUGGUGGUGGUGCUGCUGCUGGCGCUGCGGCUGCUGGUGGUAAAGGUGGGGGUGCGGGCGGCAAAGGCGGCGUAAAGCCAGCCGCGGGUGCGGGCAAGGCCAAGGCCAAGGCGGCGGCUGUCAAGGCGGAGUCGGAUGACGAGGAGGAGGGCGAGCUGCCCAGCGACCAGGAGGCGUUGUGAGGGGGCGGUGAUGGUGUGGAAGAGUGCAUCUGGUUAGGUAAGUGCGGACAUUUCGAUGUUACUGGUGUGGGGCGAAUUGCCUGCGCUCAAUGGAUGUUGCACAUAGCGGUAAAGGUAGGAGACCACAGGAAGUUGAGAGACCAGACAAGCAUCAUAGUAGAGGAGCGCAGAUGAGGGUCUUCGGACCGGUGCGAACUGCUAUUGGGGGCCAUUCAGUAAUACGGUAGUAAGAGACAGUAGUGAGGAUUCAGAACAGAGUGAUUGGACAGAUGCAGAAACAUCAGUGGUUAGCUGGAGCGGACCGGCUAGUCCCACAAUCGGUGUUGCGCAAGUGGCCAGACUGCAUGUCCGGCGCGGUGGAGUGUGGAGGGUUCGCGGAGGCGGGCCUCCUGUGGCGGGGCUUCACAGUUACGGACGGCCCCUGUUCCCCUCGGGGAAUCGGGGGCACUGUUGUAAAUAUCUGUAUCG